GCGGCACCAGUAUGCGAGCCCUGGUCACCAUCGAGGGAGGGAAAGCCGAAAUCCAGAAGGUCCCGGUUCCCCAGCCGCUCCCGGGCCAUGCUCUCAUUAAAGUCAAUGCUACGGCCCAGAGCAAUGAUCUUAAUGGCAUCGCACUGGCCAAGCCGGGGGUGGUCUGCGGGGAUGACUUUGCCGGCACGGUGGUCGACCCGAACGGAACCUCGCUCCGAAAGGGCCAGCGUGUGGCCGGAUUUGUGAUGGGGAGCGAUACGAAUCCCCCACGCGGGACCUUUGCGCAGUAUGCCAUGGUGCACCCCGACUACAUAUUCGCCGUUCCCGACUCAGUGAGCGACACCGCAGCCGCCUCCAUCUCCCUGUCCCUGGCCACCGCCACAGUCUCAUUGAACUGGUUAGAGCUGCCCAAUGCCACCGACCCUGUUGACGAACCCUUCCCCAUUUUCAUCUAUGGGGCCUCAUCCAGUGUGGGCUUGUUCGCGGUGCAGCUCGCCAAGAUGGCGAACCUCUUCGUGAUUGCCACCGCGUCCAAGAGGAACCAUGACCUUGUGAGGGGCUACGGUGCGGACGUGGUUAUCGAUUAUCGGGAUGUUGAUUGGGUGGAACAAGUGCAGCGUGCUGCAAAUCAGAAGUUGCGCCAUGUGUUUGAUACCAUCAGCACGUACGAGACCACCAAGGCUGCUGUGCGAACGCUUUCGCCCGCUGGAGGACAUAUUGUUUGUAUUAUGGCUCGCACAGCGGAGGAGAUCGGGCUGCCACCCGGAGUGAAUUUGAAUGUGGCGCUGUGCUAUUCUGUCUUUGGCGAGAAUCUCCGCACCAAGGAUGAUGUGACAACCUGGAAGAAAUAUCUCAAGCAUUUGCCGGCUUGGUUGGAGUCGAAAGCCCUCAUACCAAAUCCUCUGUGGGAGUUUGGGGGGUUGGAUGAUAUUCUGGAGGGGCUUGCGGUGCAACAGAAGGGGGGAGUGAGUGGUCAAAAGAUAGUUUAUAGUAUUGUCUAG
This is a messenger RNA of Aspergillus uvarum CBS 121591, 1001 nucleotides long. RefSeq names its product zinc-binding alcohol dehydrogenase family protein. Gene Ontology annotation, molecular function: oxidoreductase activity, acting on NAD(P)H. The transcript has 3 exons. Bases 12 to 1001 code for a protein of 329 amino acids. NCBI's taxonomy places the organism in Eukaryota, Fungi, Ascomycota, Eurotiomycetes, Eurotiales, Aspergillaceae. The record is from RefSeq and is a predicted model, not a curated record.